Messenger RNA from Drosophila serrata, 1299 nucleotides. RefSeq names its product Phosphoglycerate mutase 5 (gene Pgam5). Lineage: Eukaryota; Metazoa; Arthropoda; Insecta; Diptera; Drosophilidae. Gene Ontology annotation, molecular function: protein serine/threonine phosphatase activity. Gene Ontology annotation, biological process: peptidyl-threonine dephosphorylation; positive regulation of mitochondrial fission. Gene Ontology annotation, cellular component: mitochondrion. The record is from RefSeq and is a predicted model, not a curated record.
AUUGAACCGUAUGAUAUGAAAUGUAUAUCAUAAAUCAGAUUUUAACAAAGAAAACAAAUUGUAAAUCUGGCUGCACGCAGAGUUGGGCUUUUUCGCCGCACCUCCGGUCACACUAAUUAGCGGCGAAUUGGCAAAAGGAGAGAGCAACAAAAAAAAGACAAAAGAUAAAACAAGAUAAAAGAGAUUAAGGAAAAGCAUUGAACCUGGCAAGAUGCGAAAAUUGAGCAGCUUCCUGUGCGGCACGGGCGCCGGCCUGGCGGCCUUUUAUCUGCAGCGGCUGCGUGAUCCCCAGAAUGCGGCGCACACCUCCUGGACGUCCAGCCAGAAGCCGGUGGACGCCUGUGCGCUGUGGGACAGCAACUGGGACUGCCGCGAGCCGCAGUCCCUGGUGCGUCCGCUGCGCAACAGUCUGCCGGAUGAGGAGAAUCGCUACAACACGGAUCUGGAGAAGGCCAAGGCCAAGAAGGCGCGCCACAUUAUCCUCGUGCGGCAUGGCGAGUACCUGGACGCCGGGGACUCGGAUGAAACGCACCAUUUGACCGAACGCGGUCGCAAGCAGGCAGCGUUCACCGGCCGGCGCCUCUGCGAGCUGGGCAUCAAGUGGGACAAGGUGGUGGCCUCGACAAUGGUCCGCCAGGAGACGUCCGAUAUUAUACUCAAGGAGAUCCAGUUCGAUAAGGAGAAGGUGGUGAACUGCGCCUUUCUGCGCGAGGGGGCGCCUAUACCGCCGCAGCCGCCGGUUGGCCACUGGAAGCCAGAGGCGUCGCAGUUUUUGCGCGACGGCACCCGUAUCGAGGCCGCCUUCCGGCGUUACUUCCAUCGCGCCUAUCCCGACCAGGACAAGGAGACCUACACCCUGAUCGUGGGCCAUGGCAACGUGAUUCGGUACUUUGUCUGUCGCGCCCUGCAGUUCCCGGCGGAGGGCUGGCUGCGCAUCAACAUCAAUCACGCGUCCAUCACCUGGCUAACGAUCGGUGCCUCCGGCAAUGUGUCCAUUAAGUACCUGGGCGACUCGGGCUUCAUGCCCGCCAACUUGCUCACCAAUCGCAUACCGCGGGACGCCAAAAACGUGGUCUAAGGCUGUCCACCCAACUGCCAAAUGGGCCUGACAUGGCCCGCCACGAUGAGAAGCAAUCCUAUUGUAUUUAUUAUUGCCAAGCCUUAAAGUAAAUCUGUAAGCUCUGAACGAGGACGACGGAGCAGCGAGGAGCUAAUAUUUGUGAUGAUGCUAAACUUUUUGUAUCCAAAAGAGGAUUCUCCGGGGUCAUCCCGUUUGAAAUAAUAACAUUUUUAUACAAC